This is a messenger RNA of Aphanomyces invadans, 685 nucleotides long. RefSeq lists its product as hypothetical. Gene Ontology annotation, molecular function: rRNA binding; structural constituent of ribosome; snoRNA binding. The transcript has a single exon. The coding region runs from base 8 to 559 and encodes 183 amino acids. Gene Ontology annotation, cellular component: small ribosomal subunit; Mpp10 complex; small-subunit processome. The record is from RefSeq and is a predicted model, not a curated record. Gene Ontology annotation, biological process: rRNA processing. Lineage: Eukaryota; Oomycota; Saprolegniomycetes; Saprolegniales; Verrucalvaceae.
CGCCAGCAUGCGCCAGUUCAAGUACCAUGAGAAGAAGUUGCUGAAGAAGGUCGAUUUGCUCGACUGGCGCAACGAAAACAACUUGCAUGAGAUCAAGGUUAUUCGUCGCUACCGCCUGCCGGACCGCGAGCAGUACCACAAGUACAACAAGCUCGUCGGUGACAUCGGGCGCGUCGUGGCCAGGUUGAAGAAGCGCCCGGCCAACGACCCGUUCCGCAUUAAGACGACGGAGAAGCUGCUUGAAAAGCUGUACCACAUGGGCAUCAUCAACAGCACGAAGAGCUUGCUGAAAGCCGAGGAACUGAACGUGAGCUCAUUCUGCCGCCGCCGCUUGCCAGUGGUCAUGGUGCGCCUCAAGAUGAGCGAAAACAUCAAAGAAGCCACGACGUUCAUUGAACAAGGCCACGUCCGCGUCGGCCCCAACACCGUGACAGAUCCCGGGUUUAUGGUGACCCGGCCAUUCGAGGACUUUGUCACGUGGGUAGACAGCUCCAAGAUCAAGCGGACGAUCCUCAAGUACAACGACAAGCUGGACGACUACGACUUGCUUGGCAACUAGCCUAUUUUACCGAAUCAAUUCCAAAUCCUCGACACGUAGUUGCGCCUUGUUGUGGGUCGUCAAAGAUGCGUGCAACUCCUCGUCCACAUAUUCGACCUUCAACCACUUCCAACCAGCUACGUCCUC